Molecule: messenger RNA, 4779 nt
Organism: Rhincodon typus (whale shark)
Lineage: Eukaryota; Metazoa; Chordata; Chondrichthyes; Orectolobiformes; Rhincodontidae
Gene: gde1
Product: glycerophosphodiester phosphodiesterase 1
Exons: 6
Coding region: 115-1101 (328 amino acids)
Biological process (GO): lipid metabolic process
Molecular function (GO): phosphoric diester hydrolase activity
Source: RefSeq, a predicted model, not a curated record
GGUGAGGGCGGUGCAUGGAGACGUGUCCAUGGUGGGGGGCAGUAGCGCCUUUGUGGAUCCGUUGCCGGAGCUGGAGCGUCAGAGGCGGGGGGGCGGGUGUCCGGGUGUCCGGUGAUGGAUGUCACGGUGGUGGCCGGAUUUCUGCUCCUGUUGGCAGUGGUGGCACUGCUGGUGGUGAGUGUGUGCCACCCGGUCUAUUUUCCGGUACUAGUGCUGGGCCUGUGCCUGGCCGUGCAAGCGCUCAGAUACCCGCCCGUGCCGCCCGAGGUCGCUCAGCAGGUGCUUCGUCCCAAUGGCCGCCUCUCGGUGGUCGCCCAUCGGGGAGGCGGCUAUGAUGCCCCGGAGAACACCCUGGGGGCUAUCAGGAAGGCUGCUGAAAAUAACGCUACUGGUGUGGAGCUGGAUCUCGAGUUUACUUCAGAUGGUUUCCCUAUUCUGAUGCACGAUCGUACCGUGGACCGCACAACUGAUGGUAUCGGUUCUCUUGAUCACUUAACUUUCGAAGAUGUCCGAAAACUUAACCCGGCAGCCAAGCACAGACUGCACAAAUAUUUUCCAAAUGAGAAAGUCCCAACCUUGGAGGAAGCUAUUGUUGAAAGUCUCAAAGGCAACAUGACCAUUUACUUUGACGUCAAAGGUCAUGCAGCGCAGGCUUCUGCAGCCCUGAAAAAGAUGUAUCAGGAAUAUCCUGAACUGUACACCAAAAGCAUUGUGUGUUCUUUUGAUCCACUGGUCAUUUUCAAGAUGAAACAAGUUGACAAGAAUGUAGCAACUGCUCUCACACAUCGACCUUGGAGGCUAAGUUUCUAUGGGAAUGGUAAACCAAAAUUUCACGACUAUAGACAAUACUGGUACAUGUUGCUGGAUAUCAUUUUGGACUGGUCCCUUCACGCUUUUUUGUGGAAAUUCUUUGGUAUUUCUGCAUUUUUAAUGCAGAAAAAUUUCAUAUCAAUGGACUACAUUCGGUUCUGGGCUGAAAGAGGGGUUGAAGUGGUUGCCUGGACUGUAAAUUACUCAGAUGAAAAACGAUACUAUGAAAAAAUCCUCCAUUGUAUUUACAUUACUGACAGCCUUAUCGAAAAAUGUUCACCUGCUUCCUAACUUAUCUCCUGAGAUUUCUGUAUAAACUCACAUAUGUAGUGCUACUGAACUAAGUGUAUGAUUGAUGUCCUGUAUUAAACAAGGUGUGCCAGUCUCUUGGAUUUUUUUGUAUUUUGAUAUUCGGGAAGGAGAUUAGGUUUUGAUUUGGUAAAACCAAUCUAUAAUGUAAAUAAUUGUGCAAUUAAAAGUGCAGUAUAAUGUUAGCAUCAACUAAAUGCAGCAAAAUGCUAAAGUGAUGCACGUGUUAAAGGCACAGAUUUGCUGGGGAAUGCAGUGUUCUUUCCCAGUUUCAGAAGAUACUUUCUUGUUUAUUUAUGGAUGAAAGCAUGUUCAGAUGCUGCAAAUGUUAAGUAUGUAUAAAAUAAAAUGCACACAAGGUGAAGUGAUUUCCUUCCUUCCCCCGCCCCCCCCCCAAAAAAAAACUCUGCUCGUCAGUGGCUUACAUUUGACUUUCCAUACUCCAGGAUUCUUCUCCAUAUCAAGAUAAUGCUGCUGUACCUUUGACUGUGCUCUGUCACUCAUAUUCUAAGGUUACGUUUUCUAGCCCAGUGCCCAUCCCUGCUCACUGGCUUCUGCUUUCUCAGCUUUAUUUUGUGCUGGAUCCUGUGCAAAAAUCCAGCUUCUCCUUGAUUGAAUUCUGGUUCUUUUAGUGACUACAAUGUCACACUACACUGGGUAAUUUUGAUUCCAGUAUCUAAUCUGCUUCUGAGGCUCCUUUACAAGAAACAUUUCACUAUGUUGAAGUAGACCAUUGGCCCUCCAUUUUUGACAUUUCUGUAGCCAUUGAUCACCCAGUUACUUGCUGUACUCAAUGUUUGAUGCUCUUGUCACAAGUAAAACCUUCACUUUCCAACUAUGGUUGAUUCCCUUGUAAACCUUCCCCUAUCCAUUACCUCUUCAAAUUCAAAGGGCAGACUUGAUCUUGUACUUGCUGUCCAACUCUGUCAUUUGUUGCCAGUUCUUGCUGGACUACACCAAUUUUUGUCAGGUCCUUCUGUACCAAAACUGUUGUUUGCACCAUAAUUUUUCUGUUAAGUAAAGGUUAUUAAGUUCUUUUGUGUAUCACUAACUGCCUUCUUAAACCAUGCCUGACUUUUCAUUUCCUUCUAUACUCAUUGGUACAAUCAAGUACAAGGCCAUCAUGGACUUUUUUGCCACUAAGAUUCAAACUUUCUCUUCGUCUGCUUUGCUGCAUUAUUCCUUUCUCCAAAACCAUGAAACUGAGGUUCCCCCUUGUUCUAGUCCUGAACCUACUCUUUUACUUGUUCCUGUUCUAUUUCUGGUCAAACCAGCUCAGAGCUCUAUAUGAAAUCCAUGUCCUGUCCUCUCAACCAUACUUAUCUUUAGCUGAUAGCCAUUCCGUUUUCCCUCCCGGCUCCUGUGCUAUUUGAUAGUGUUUCUCUAUCAGGCAUUGACCUCUCUCUUUAACAUUAAACCCUUGCUGUUACCCAUGUCCCCUGAAUCUGACAGACUGCCAUUCAGUAUGGACUAUUUCUCAAGCUCUGCAGGGUUUGAUCCAGCUGCCUACACCACCCCGCCAAGCCUUUCUUCUGUUGUGUAAUUGAAUGAAACUGCCUUUGCCUACCCCAUUUUGGCCAGGUUAUGUCCUAUUGCCAGGAUCAACACUUGACCUUCUAGUUUUCAUCAUUGAGCUGCCUCAAGUGACUGUUUCUGAUUUGAUGCUAGGAUUGACCCUUAUUGUUGACAGCCAGCCCCACCUUGCCACCACCUCUCAAUCCAUCCAUUGCCUUUGUGUUUUCAGCUCAAUUAACCAACAUCCAGCUUCAAUCACCAGAAAACGUUGGGAACACAAGGCAAUUAAUUUUAGACUUUCAUUUGCAAGUUUCAUAUCUGUGUAAAGACCCUUUUUCAACCUUCUUUGAUCCUCUCUCUUUAUCUUUGUGCCAAAUUUUGUCUGACUAGGGCUCUGAAGCACCUUCUGAUGUUUUAGUAUGUUAAAGAUACUGUAUAAAUGCAAUCCACUUUUAUCAAGUAAAUGCAGAACUGAGUAAUAAUGAAAUUUUCCCAGUGUCAUGAAGUAUGCUCGAGGCUGACUGAAUUGUGAAAGAUUAUUUCGUUUAACUGUUAAGAGGAUAAAACUCAUAAUUUCCCAUCAACUUCCAAAAAAAUUACAAAACACAGAGCAUAAAUUGUGUACAUGAAUCAAGAAGGUUAUAUCUUAAAAUGUCGUUACUUUUCCAAAGUUGCCCACUUCCCACAAACCCAUCCACUCAGUAAAAUAGUGGUGAUAAUUUCUGGCAAUGUUAUGGAGAGAAUCCACUUGAGAGUGGACUUUGUAUCCAGAGAGAUUAGCACCAUUUAUCUCUCAACAUUAGCAAAACCAAAUCAGAGUAAGAGUCGGAAUUGGAAUCUGAUGUGAAAAGAUGCGUUCGAUUUGAAUCUAGCAGACCUGGUAGGCUGUGGGACUUCAAAAUAACUCAUUGUGACUGUCUAACAUUGCUUGAAUUAUACGGACCAUUGUAAUUGUGCUGUUGUUGUUUUAAAUGUUAUUUCAUCUGCAGUUGGUGAGGUCUGCAUGGAAGUUUAUGGGAAUCCCUGCUUGAAGUUCUGUUAUGUAAAUUUCAGCCUCUACCUGAGCAAGUUAGUCACUGCGUAUUUCACCAAGUGUAAACAACAGUGAAAAUUGUUCAUUUGUCAGGUCAGGAGGAGCAGCACUCUGAAGCCUCACACAGAAAGCUGCAACAAUCCCCACCUACAGGCUGCCCUUUGGUGCUACUCAAUGUCAGAACGUCACCUCCUGGAAACUGCUUUCACCUGUUUCAGUGGGCAGCUGUUGAUGAGAUGAGUUAAAAUACGCUAAUGUCCAUCUUAAGCCACCAAAAGCAUCUUGCAUUACCUGCCCGAAACCUGCUUAGCUAGUAAAAUCAGCCUCAUUGAUUUGCUCCUUUGGUCUUAUUCCUCAGUUCUAUGUUUCAAACUGUUAGAAGUGUGUUUAGCAUUAUUUUAAAUAGCAUUUUUAUAAAGCUACAUUCCACUGUUAUUUUUCGGUAUUGUGACCAAAAAGGGAAAAGUGAACGUUUGCUGAACUUGGUUAGACCUCUGUGAAUAGUCAAUUUCACAGUACAGAGUUGCUUGGGAAUAGUUCUAUUUUGCUGAUUUUUCUUUCUCUAAUUGAGUUUAUAAUCAGAAGGGUAAAUACACCAAAUAAAUAUUUGCUGAUCUGUAAAUUUUCUACCUCUGUGGAAAAAAUAGCUGAAAGUUCAGGUUCCUUUUUUAAAUAUGGAAGAAUCAUAGCAAUCAUUUGAUUGGAAAUCUGAGCUUUUGGGACAGUUGCAGUUUUUUGAUAGUAAAUUUUAUGUGCUAAAUGAAGGUUGAAUUAUUUGCCAUCGACAGUUUACAUUGUACUGUACUAUCUUGUAGCAAUCUUGAUGUUAUUCAUUGGGAGAAUUUUAUUUUAAAAAUAUGCAAUUUUCCAGUGUUGUUAAGGUUUCCUCAGGGUUUAGUUUUAAAUUGUAAAAUUAUUUCUUUUAAAAAAAAGCACAAAUCAUGCCUACUUUAAUUGCUUAAUGAAUGCAUGUUAGUUUUUGAGCAGUCUAACUCUUUGAAUACUUCUGUACAUUAUCUAAUUGUACAAGAUAAUACCUUAUGAAGUGUAUUAUUGGGGGUAUCUAAUCUGUUAUUUUAUGGGCUGUGUAAUAAAAAUGUUCACUAAUUGUU